AUUUUUCCACAAGAUUCCACUGCGGAUUGGUCAAGAUACUGGAGCCAGAGUUUGGACCUAAAAAUGCUGCUUCUGCGAGCUGAUUGGCCACAGCCCUGUGCCUGGAGUACCGCCCCUUCUCUCCAGUGAUUGGAUGAGCUGGAUCUAGCGCUGUCAGUUACAACCCCCCCCUUACUCCUUGUAGACUGCGCAGCAGCUCCGCUUUGUUAGUUGAGCAUCUAGAGAGACUAAAGGAUCUAGAUCAAUGCACUGACAGAGGAAAAUGAUCAUCUGCACGAAAAAGAUGGAGUACCCCCUCGGAACCCAAUGCCAACGUGCCCAGAGCCAGGUGAUGAAGGUGAACUCUGAGAAGGAGCGCGCGUCGCUGCUGUGCAUGAAAGCGCUGGUCAGUAGGGGGCGCCUGGACACAGUGCUGCAGCAGAUGGCCUUCCACCCACAGUACUUGGAAAGUUUCCUCCACAGUCAGCACUACAUCCUGCACAUGGAUGGACCGCUGCCUCUGCCGUACCGCCACUAUAUCGCCAUCAUGGCGGCUGCGCGGCACCGCUGUAGCUACCUGGUGUCCCUGCACUCGGCCCAGUUUCUUCGCGUGGGGGGAGACCCCGUGUGGCUUCAGGGGUUGGAAGCCGCCCCCCCCCGACUGCGACAUCUGGACCACAUCAACAAAGUGCUAGCCCACCGGCCUUGGCUUAGCGGCCGCGCCCACAUCCAGGCCCUGCUGAAGCCCGGAGAGCAGUGCUGGUCACUGGCUGAGCUGGUGCAGGCUGUGGUUCUGCUGGCACACUGCCACGCCCUCUGCAGUUUCGUCUUUGGUUCAGGGACGGACCCAGACCCCCCUCCAGCGCCCAGGGUGUCCCAUGGCACACCUCCUGGUUACUGUACCUGCGACGCGGCCAAUGGCAACGCCACACCCCUAGAGAGGGCACCACGACGGCGGUCCCUGGACUCCAGCUGCGAGGUCGCCUGUCUCAGGGAAAAGAUCCAGCGAGCGCAGGAGGAGACGGACAGGCCGGGUUCCCAAGCACUCCCGCAUGCGGAUGCGGAGGAAGAGGAGGAGGUGACCUGUAUAGAACCCUCCCACUUCGUCACAGACCCCGAGUUCGGCUACCAGGAGUUCGCCCGCCGUGAUGAGGAUCACUUCCAGGUGUUCAGGGUGCAGGACUAUUCAUGGGAGGACCACGGCUUCUCGCUUGUGAACCGGCUGUACUCGGACAUCGGCCACCUCCUGGACGAGCGUUUCCGCUGCGUGGCGGCCUUGCCGUUCUCCCGCGGGUCCGAUCUGCGCCGUGCCGUCUGGAACUACAUCCACUGCAUGUUCGGCAUCCGGUACGAUGACUAUGACUACGGCGAGGUGAACCAGCUGCUGGAGAGGGAGCUGAAGCUGUACAUCAAAACCGUGGCCUGCUUCCCCGACAGCACCAGGAGCCAGCUCCCCAGCGCCCUGCUCACUCCCUCCGAUAAGAUACAUAUCAACCUUCUGAUAAUGGAGGCAAGGCUGCAAGCUGAGCUCCUAUAUGCCCUGAGAGCUAUCACUCAGCACAUGAUUGGUUAGGAGGGCAGCGGGGAGCGUGGCAAGGAAGGGGUUAUGGGCGAAUGGGGAGACGCGUUGUAAGUUAGCUGUGAAGGGGAGGGAGUCAAGGGUGGGUGUGGAGGGGAUUGAUUUGUACGUGAGUGGAAUUUGGGGGGGGUCUGCAGGUCUUGGCAGAUUCACUGCAGUUCACUCUGCUCAGGUCUCCUACCGUUUCUCUGGCGAAUCCGAGUUUGAACUGACUUGUGUGCCUCUGUGUGAGUUUGCGUCCGAACCCAAACUGCUAAGACUCUACAGUCUCACUCCUUCCUUUUUUUCUGUCCUCCUGUUUCUCCUGGCAGUUCACCUCCUCCUGUUUGUCACUUUAAUUUUUAAUCCUCCACUGCCACUGUUUGACGGUUUACGUGCAAUUAUCUUGUUGGUGUUUGUCUGUGUUACUAUAGCUCCUCUGUUCCUGUCUGAAGUGAAGUGAUCACCAAACAGAAAAUGGUUCCUUUGUUUAUGAUGAUUUCGUGGGUUGAAAUUCUCUUUUAUUAUUUUUUAAGCUGUUGUGAUGUCUUUUUAAGCAAACUGUGCAGGUUUGUUUGAAACUGGAGGGGUGAAAUGGUUUAAAUGACACUAGAGAAAAUGGCACAGAGGCAAGUUAUUUUAACAGCAUUUUUAAUGUAUAUCUAUAUAUUUAUGGAAUAAGGAAGUUGUCUGGUAGUUGAAAUUUGAGCCAUUCCACGGCCUUGCCACAUCCUAGCAGCUGUUGUGCGCCACCUGCAGUUCACCUGUAGUAGGUGACAGAGUCUUUUACUCAUGAGUGGGGUGGGGACUGGAUACGGGGAGCAAGGUGCAGAUAUAUUCAGCACACGGACAUGUGCUCCUGUGCUGUUGGUCCUGACUCGUGUGGAGGAGAUUAUGACAGCAUCUGCUAGCUGUGUGCAGUGUCCGCUUUGCAGGGGUGAGUGAGAAUCACAAGGAGAAAAUGGCCAUCGAUGAACUUCCUGUUGGUUUAGCUGUUUUUGCUCUUUGCCUCUCUGUUGCACAAAGGAGUUUCCUAACAUUGGUGAUCCCGGAGGUCUUCCACUGGGCACAAAAUCCUAUGUCCAAGGCCAGACCAGGAACAUAAGGCCGCAAAAAUGUCCCCCUCCCCUCCCCCACAUGCUGGUGCGAAGUCUCUGCCUCGUGCUGACAGCUUGUGGUGCCGUGUUUGGCCUGUGGGAUGCAGGGAUAUGGCUCAGAACCCGGUGGAUUUAAUGCUGUACCAGGUGUUGCUGGAAGUUGCUGGGCAAACGACUCUUAUCAAGGUACAUUUUGCUUUUCAGAGCAACUUAUCUAGAAUCAGUCAUUCUUUUAAAACUUUUUAAGACGUCUUUGUGUGUUCCAUUUUUGUCUUUGUUUUUGUUGUAGUUUGUGGGUGGGGGGGUGGUGGUGUUGCUGCUAAUUUCGCACUCAUUGUGCUGCCGCUUGAACUCCGCUUCUAGUGGUUGGGGGGGCGGGAAUCGACAUAUCACCCGCAGCAUUGUGUAUGUCGCUGUGGUCUGUCCUUGGUCAAUCCCUGAGGAUUCACUCGUCCCUGAACUGCACCAUUGUGAGGGCACAUAAUGGUUUGCAUCAAAUUGGAGAAACUUUAUAACAUGUUGAACUAGUCCGAUCUUUUCAUCUGCAUUAUCCUGCGCUGGUCUGGGGAGAGUCAUGCAACAACAAACUGUUUGUGUUGCUCCUCUGACAGCAGGAUUUGGAAAACUUUGGUGUAACUGGCAACCCAUCUGCCCAGCCAGGACUUCAUAACACCCCCCCACCACCACCCAGUGACAGGAAUGGACUGGUCACCUGUAUGGCCAGGCUGUGUGUGGGACUCCAGGUGUCACUUGCUGUCUGCCAGUUGGCUCCUUCUUAUGACAUAAUCACAAAUUGCCGGCGGACCUGGUUACAGGAACUGAAUCCCAGCAGGUGAUGAAGGAGCCCUGGCUCGGUGCUCACCCCCAUUCCCCCACCCACAGUGUCUCCCACCCCCCGAGCACAGUGAACAAGAAACAGUGCCACACCCACUGGGGGCCGUCAGAGCUGGAGAAGACGGAUGAGUCCGGUAUUUACUGCGUAAAUGUACUGAGAAUAAAGAAGGAAAAAAGUAUUAAACUAGGAAAAAAAAAGGCCAAAAUUUUUUGGAAAACGUGAAAGACCUAUUUUUUCUAAGAUAAAAAUGUUGUGUCAAUA
This is a messenger RNA of Brienomyrus brachyistius, 3730 nucleotides long. RefSeq names its product sestrin 4 (gene sesn4). Gene Ontology annotation, cellular component: nucleus. The transcript has 9 exons. NCBI's taxonomy places the organism in Eukaryota, Metazoa, Chordata, Actinopteri, Osteoglossiformes, Mormyridae. The coding region runs from base 263 to 1552 and encodes 429 amino acids. Gene Ontology annotation, biological process: positive regulation of macroautophagy; cellular response to L-leucine; cellular response to leucine starvation. Gene Ontology annotation, molecular function: oxidoreductase activity, acting on peroxide as acceptor; L-leucine binding. The record is from RefSeq and is a predicted model, not a curated record.